UCCUUCGAAACAAGGGGCAUGGAGCAAUUCCAAAGAAAGGAUCAAAAUAACCGAUAUAAUGGAUUCCUGUUUAUUGUGUUUAGAAUUAAAUAAAGAUUUUGUAGAUUACAUAGAGGCAAAUACAUUGCGAUGGCAAACACUUAACAUAACAAAAGUCCUAGAGCAGCAUUUCUGGCCACUGAGUACCAUUCAUCCGAGUUCAUGGAUGUGUUUAUCUUGCUGGAAAGAGUUGGAGGACUUUCACAAAUUCUACUUGCGCAUAGAAGAGGCUCAUAUAAACUUUGGAAAAAUAAAAGUUGAGAAGGUGUUUAAAGAUGAAAUACCCUGUAAAGAAAAUGAAAAUUUUACUUAUUGUUUUCUCGAGCCGGAAAUUAUAAUAGAUCAGAAUGCUGUUCAAGAUUUUAUAGACGACAAGGAAUUAGCUAUAAAACCUAAUAAGGAUAAUAAUGAUUUAGCUGAAAAUAAUUUGUUAAACAAUGAUCCAUUAGAAAAAACUAAAUUUACCAAAACAAGAAACGCUAAAAAAUCAGAAACAAAAUUACAGGAACAGAAUGUCCGAGAAAAACCUAAAGUUAAUUUAGAACCAGGCGAUUCUUCUGAUAAUGAUGAUUCUGAUAGUGUAAGUGAUUAUGAAAAGGCCUAUGAUAGCCAACAAUCUGAUAGAAAUGUCUCAGAUAGUGUUAAAAACAAAGACCGCACAAAUCGCAAAGAAACCGAUACAUUUAUAGCAGAACAUUUUGAACAAAUGCUGUGCGACCUUUGUGACCUACCAUUUGAAAAUUUUAGCGCCAUGCGGAAACACUUUUCAACAGUGCAUGAUCGAAAGGGUUAUCUUGUUUGUUGCACCAGAAAAUUCUACCAACGCAAUCAUUUAGCUGAUCACCUACAUUGUCACUUGAAUCCAGAUCACUUUAAAUGUUCCCAAUGCGGCAAGGUCCUGUCCGAUCGAAAGAAUUUUAAAAGUCAUAUGUUGCGUGUUCAUAGACCAAACGAUGUUGUUUUGAAACAUUCUUGCGAUAUCUGUGGUAAAUCUUUUACACAAGGCUAUGUAUUGCGCACCCAUAAAUUAACGCAUUUGCCCAAAGAAGAAAAAAAGUUUCCCUGUACAGAAUGUGGUAAAUUUUACGGCAAUUCCUACUUAUUGAAAAUACACACGGAAGUAGUACACCUAAAGAAACAGGCUAAAGUCUGUUAUAUUUGUGGCAAAACAUUAGGCACUAGCACUGAAUAUAAAGCUCACAUGAACAAACAUGAAGGCAUUCCUGCUCCCCUUAUCAAUUGUGAUGUGUGUGGUUUACGUCUGACCAGUGAAAGAAGUCUUAAGCUGCAUAAAGAAUCUCAGCAUCCGGUGGGAGGCAAACAACAACAUCCCUGCCCUGUAUGCCACAAAAUAUCACCUACAGCAAGGGCACUUAAAAAACAUGUAAAUACAAUGCAUGAAAAAGGCUACGAUCACAAAUGCAGCAUGUGUGAAAAGGCAUUUAGGAGGGCAGAAGCUCUUAAGGAACAUAUUGCUUCACAACAUACAGGCACAACGUUGUAUACAUGUCCCUGGUGCCCAAAGACGUUCAAUUCGAAUGGCAAUAUGCAUGCUCAUCGUAAAAAUUUUCAUCCUAAAGAAUCCUUAGAGUUAAAACUACAAAGAUAUUCACAAAAUAUACAAAUAGAAAAAAGUUAA
Calliphora vicina (urban bluebottle blowfly) is the source of this 1678-nucleotide messenger RNA. Its product is annotated as transcription factor grauzone-like. Lineage: Eukaryota; Metazoa; Arthropoda; Insecta; Diptera; Calliphoridae. Gene Ontology annotation, cellular component: nucleus. The record is from RefSeq and is a predicted model, not a curated record. The coding region runs from base 59 to 1678 and encodes 539 amino acids. The transcript is spliced from 4 exons. Gene Ontology annotation, molecular function: zinc ion binding; DNA-binding transcription factor activity, RNA polymerase II-specific; RNA polymerase II transcription regulatory region sequence-specific DNA binding. Gene Ontology annotation, biological process: regulation of transcription by RNA polymerase II.